Messenger RNA from Argentina anserina (silverweed cinquefoil), 2792 nucleotides. RefSeq names its product serine/threonine-protein kinase BLUS1-like. The record is from RefSeq and is a predicted model, not a curated record. The coding region runs from base 172 to 2379 and encodes 735 amino acids. Gene Ontology annotation, biological process: protein phosphorylation. NCBI's taxonomy places the organism in Eukaryota, Viridiplantae, Streptophyta, Magnoliopsida, Rosales, Rosaceae. The transcript has 21 exons. Gene Ontology annotation, molecular function: ATP binding; protein kinase activity; protein serine/threonine kinase activator activity.
UGUUUGCCUUUUUUUGAGUUUCUCUUUUUUCCAAAGCGCUUCUCAUGGCGGUCAACGAGUCCGUAUAAUUAUCAUCGAAGAGCCACAAAGCUUGAAACAGAGAGAGAGAGAGACACACACACACACAGUGUCAGACAGAGCCAAACAAGAAGAAGCUGCGUGGUGUGUGGUAUGGGGAGGAUGGGAGGUAAUUCCAGAACUUACUCUGCUAAUUCCAGCGAUUAUAAGCUUUUGGAAGAGGUCGGAUACGGCGCCAGCGCUACUGUUUAUCGUGCGAUCUAUCUCCCUUUCAAUGAAGUCGUCGCCGUUAAAUGCUUGGAUCUUGAUCGUUGCAAUAACAAUUUUGAUGAAAUACGCAGGGAGACGCAAACAAUGCACUUGAUUGAUCAUCCUAAUGUUGUAAGGUCCUAUUGUUCAUUUGUCGUGGAACGGAACCUUUGGGUGAUCAUGCCAUUCAUGGCCGAGGGUUCUUGUCUACAUCUCAUGCAAAUUGCGUAUCCGGAUGGGUUCGAGGAGGCUGCAAUUGGUUCCGUUUUGAAGGAAACACUUAAGGCUUUGGUUUACCUUCAUAAACAAGGUCAUAUUCAUCGAGAUGUGAAGGCUGGAAACAUAUUACUUGAUACUAAUGGGAUGGUGAAGCUUGCAGACUUUGGUGUUUCGGCAUGCAUGUUUGAUGCAGGUGAUAGGCAAAGGUCGAGAAAUACUUUUGUAGGAACACCUUGCUGGAUGGCACCAGAGGUACUGCAACCAGGAAGUGGAUACAAUUCCAAGGCCGACAUUUGGUCAUUUGGUAUAACGGCAUUGGAGUUGGCACAUGGUCAUGCACCAUUUUCAAAAUAUCCUCCCAUGAAGGUUCUCCUUAUGACCAUACAGAAUGCCCCUCCCGGACUUGAUUAUGAUCGCGAUAAAAAAUUCUCCAAGUCUUUUAAAGAAAUGGUUGCAAUGUGCCUCGUAAAAGAUCAAACAAAGAGACCAACAGCAGAAAAAUUGUUGAAACACUCCUUUUUCAAGACUGCAAAACCUCCGGAGAUUUCUCUUAAGAAAUUGUUUACAGAUCUGCCACCACUUUGGAAUCGUGUAAAAGCUCUCCAGCUUAAAGAUGCAGCACAAUUGGCUUUGAAGAAAAUGCCUUCAGCAGAGCAAGAGGCAAUGUCACAGAGUGAGUACCAACGAGGGGUUAGUGCUUGGAACUUUGACGUUGAGGAUUUAAAAGCUCAAGCGUCCAUGGUGCGGGAUGAUGAUGAUGAUGACAACGACGAUGAUUUUUCAGAAAUGAUUGACGAAGACGGAAAGUCAAAAGCCUUUAGUUAUAAGGUUGCAACUGAUUGGAAAUCCAGUUUAGGAAAGUUGAAGGAAAAUAAUGAACCACCUUGGACUGAUUGCAAAAGUAAAAUAAAUGGUGAUGAGUCACAACAGGCUGAAUGUGCAAACAGAAAGGGCAAGCUUCUUGAAAGCGAUCUAUUGGAAUCUGGCGGUCAACAAGUGACAGAUUGGACGAAAACUGGACCAAGCUCUGAAGCAACAGCUUCUACAUCAGAAACAGACAUGGUACAGCCCAAGUCUAAAACGGUAGCUGUUAAAAGUCGUCAGACGCGUAGUGGCCCACUCACACCUGGUGCUGUGCUUAAUCAUUCCUUAUCAGAGGCCAGAUAUAUUUUUGAAAAGAAUAAUAACGAAAAUCAAUCAGCUGUCGAGAAAGCUAAAAGUGAAGUACGACGAACACCAAGCUUUAGUGGUCCAUUGAUGCUUCCAAAUCGAGCUUCAGCAAAUAGUUUAUCAGCUCCUAUAAAAUCUUCAGGAGGAUAUAGAGAUUCUUUCGAUGACAAGUCAAAGGCUAAUCUCGUGCAAAUAAAAGGACGGUUCUCAGUGACAUCAGAAAAUUUAGAUCUUGUUAAGGAUAUUCCAUCAAGUACUGUAGUACGUCGCUCUUCACAGGGAUCGCCUCUUAGAAAGUCUGCAAGCGUUGGUGAUUGGGUAUUUGAAUCUAGGCAAAUGCCCGUCAUUUCUUCUCCCAAGGAGUUGAACAACAGCUGCAACGUUCCUGCGUCACUUCUACCUCACCUUCAUAAUCUUUUUCAGCAGUUGUCAAUUCAGCAGGAUAUUAUUGGGAAUUUGCUGAGUAUAUUACAACCAGCUGAGGCAGUAGAGGCUACCCAAAAUGGAAAGUUGCCUCCCCUGCCCCGCAGUUCUGAGAACAAUGGAAAUGUGGAACCUGCAGGUUCUGAAAUGGAGCAGUUACUGCUCCUUAAGAUAUCGGAGCUUCAAUCAAGGAUGAACAACUUGAAUGAGGAGCUGGGUGCUGAACAGAUGAGACACAUUCAAUUGGAACAGCAGCUAAAUGCUGUAUCUGAGCAAGAAGAAAAUGGGGACAAAAGAUAAUAGGUGCAGGGUGCCUGAAAACCCGUACUUGUGAUUAGUGUAAAGUGGAUCCACUAUGUACAUCCGAGCAAGAACUGUAAAUCACACAGAAUCUGUUCUCCACCAUUUUUUCGAUCAUGGCGAAUGGGAAUUGUGUAUGGCGAAUGGGAAUUCACAUGGAUCAUGCUUUAUUUGAAUUGAAAAAAAUAGGGCCUCUGCAGUGAUCCAACUCAGGCUGGCGGUCAUAUUUGUUUCAGUAGACAUAAGCAUAUAGCCAGACUCAAAAGAAAGAAGCUAUAUUUAUACAAUAGGGUUGUGAUUUGUAUACCAUUGUUAUUUGAAACCUUUAAGUAUUGUGUCAUUAUUUUUCCCCAAACUGGAUCAGUGAGCUUGUAUAUGAUGUCGGUAGAACAGAACAGAUUGUUUGUUCAUUA